AUGGCUGCUGGCUCCGAGGCGCCGAGUGUCCGUUUCUGGGACCUGCUGCUCGUUCUGGCGGUGCUCGGCUUGGUGUGGGCGGCGGAGGGAAGGAGGCUGCAUUUUGUCAACCUGGUGUAUCGCCAUGGAGACCGAUCACCAAUCCAUACAUUCAAAACAGAUCCGUAUAAACCGAAGGAUUGGCCGCAAGGCUUUGGACAGCUUACACAGGUUGGGAUGAGGCAGCAGUAUGAGCUGGGCCAGUUCCUGCGAGAACGUUAUAAAGAUUUCCUCAACUCCUCGUACGACCGGCAAGAGAUUUACAUUCGGAGUACAGAUAUUGACCGGACUCUGAUGAGUGCUGAGGCAGAUUUGGCUGGUCUCUACCCUCCACAUGGACAACAGGUCUUCCUUACCAAUCUUAAUUGGCAGCCAAUCCCUGUGCAUACAGUACCAACAACAGAUGACAGGUUGCAGAAUGAGACGAAGAAUUGCUGGGAAUACAAGAACACCAUGCAGGAUAACCAGGACUUCCUGAAGACACUCGCUAAAAACACUGGAACUCCCUUUGCAAACAUGUCACUGUUUGAUCUGUGGAUGAUUUACGAUGCUCUGUUCUGUGAGGUGAGUGACAAAGUUACGAUGAACUGAUUUGUGGGAUUGCAAACUGGAUGUGGCAGGAGCGAAGGUUAAGCAUGAUACAUAACAUGCACACAGGCUUGUGUAUAUGUGCACGUCUGCCUUCCCUUCAGAGGGACAAUUACAUCACAUUUCCCACUCACAUGGUUUACCUCUACUAUGCCUCCACACUGUAGUUUCAGUCUGACCGCGCAUCAGGUUUCUCAUCACCUGAAUUUAACAGAAUAGAUAAUGAAUGGAGUUCAUAUAAAUUCUGACUAGUUUGUCACCUGUCUCUUACGAUAAUCAAAACCAGAACAUGUGUAUCUCUUAGUGCUUUGCACAGCCUUAAAAUGGGCUGAAGUGUUCUGUAGUUAUUGAAACCUCUUUGGUCUGUUGCCACUGCUAUUAUGUUGGAAAUGCUGCAGCUAAUUUGUAUACGGAAAGAUCCCAAGAGCAGCCAAGUGACAUUGGCAGGACAAUAUAAAAUUACCAACUUGUUUUGAAAUUCCUGGCCACCAUACAGACUGUUGUGUGUGAAUUCUCGUCUUGGUUAUUUUCAAAUAACUCCAUGGAUUCUAUGAAGUAUAUCUUGCUUUAUACCCUUCAGUAUUAUUAGCCUGUGAUUAAAAGCAAUUAUUGUUAAAUUCUCCCUUUGUUCAUGAUGCUUCUGUAAGAACUAAUUAUUUAGAUUACGUUUUGAAAAAAAAACUUCA
Molecule: messenger RNA, 1313 nt
Organism: Stegostoma tigrinum
Lineage: Eukaryota; Metazoa; Chordata; Chondrichthyes; Orectolobiformes; Stegostomatidae
Product: lysosomal acid phosphatase-like
Exons: 5
Coding region: 1-630 (209 amino acids)
Biological process (GO): dephosphorylation; lysosome organization
Cellular component (GO): lysosome
Molecular function (GO): acid phosphatase activity
Source: RefSeq, a predicted model, not a curated record